Zea mays is the source of this 1734-nucleotide messenger RNA. RefSeq names its product Core-2/I-branching beta-16-N-acetylglucosaminyltransferase family protein. The record is from RefSeq and is marked validated. The transcript is spliced from 2 exons. Gene Ontology annotation, cellular component: membrane. Gene Ontology annotation, molecular function: glycosyltransferase activity. Bases 293 to 1585 code for a protein of 430 amino acids. Lineage: Eukaryota; Viridiplantae; Streptophyta; Magnoliopsida; Poales; Poaceae.
CCGUUGCAUCCAUGUUUUGGUACUUUUACGACAGCGUGUUUCUGGGCUCAGGCAUGCGCUGGAUUCGUCUCCUUUUCCUCGAUCUCUCCUUCGAUCUCUUUCUUCCCGGCUUGUUUUAUUCCUAUAUUCCUACGUUCCCUGGACCUGAUCAUAACUGAAUGCCUCGACUUUGCCGUUUGUCCAUGCCUUCCUCGUGAAGUUGGAGAAUCAGAAACUGUAGGCUGGACUGGAGUGCUCGUUCAUCCUGGUAUCGUACGCGUUGGCCGAUCUCUGCAAGCCAUGCAUCGCGGCCAUGUCACCGCCCAGGCCCAGCUGCAUGCAGUUGCAGCCGUGUUUGCCGUUUAGCAACUGCAACUCGUCGUCGUACAACUACGGACAGACGUACGCGCUUGUUGCGUUCGUCCACGACAAGGGCAUGAAGGGCGCGCUCGACGAUUUCAAAGUGAUGCUCACGAGGAACGAGCCCAUCACCGGCCUCGCCAAGGUGGUGGCGGUCCUCGUGAUCUUCGCGCUCGGCGUCGUCGCCGGCCUGUGGGUGUCUGCCGGGGUCCGCCGGUCCCAGCAGGAAAGCGUCGACCCGAGGAGCACCGGGUUCCAUGGCGGCGGCGGCGGCGGCAUCUGCUGCCGGCCCGAGCCCAACCCCGACUUCGAAGAGUUCGUGGCCCCGACGCGCCUCAUGCACGACAUGACGGACAGGGAGCUGUUCUGGCGCGCCACGCUGGUGCCUACGGCCGCCGCCAGGUACCCGUUCGAGCGCGUGCCCAAGGUGGCCUUCAUGUUCCUGGCCGGCCGCGGCGUCCUGCCGCUGGCGCCGCUCUGGGAGCGCUUCUUCCGCGGCGCUGGGCACGAGGAGCGCUUCUCCGUCUACGUCCACGCGCCGCCCGGGGUGGCGAUCAACGUGUCCGCGGACUCGCCGUUCUACGGCAGGCAGAUCCCCAGCCAGAAAACGUCGUGGGGCUCCGUGACGCUGGUGGACGCCGAGAGGCGGCUUCUAGCGAACGCGCUGCUGGACUUCUCGAACGAGCGGUUCGUCCUCCUCUCCGAGAGCUGCAUACCGGUGCACAACUUCACGACGGUGUACGACUACCUCGUGGGGUCGCGCCACAGCUUCGUGGAGGCCUACUACCGGGACGACAGGGGGUGCCGGAGCCGGUACAGCCGGCGCAUGGCGCCGGACAUCACGCUGCGGGAGUGGCGGAAGGGGUCCCAGUGGCUGGAGCUCAGCCGCGACCUCGCCGCGAGCGUGCUGGCGGACACCAGGUACUACCCGCUGUUCCGGCGGCACUGCACGCCGUCGUGCUACCCCGACGAGCACUACGUGCAGACGUACGUGAGCCUGCGGCACGGCGCGCGCAACUCGAACCGCACCGUCACGCGCGUGGAGUGGCCCGCGGGGACCUCCCACCCGGUGACGUACGGCGCGGGGGACGCCACGCCGGAGCUGGUCCGGAGCAUCCGGACCAGCGCGGAGCCCUGCGCGUACAACUCGCGACUGACGUCCACCUGCUACCUGUUCGCGCGGAAGUUCUCGCCCGACGCGCUGGCGCCGCUGCUCAACAUGUCGGCGGCGGUCAUGCACUACUGACUUGUAUUUUUAUUUUAUUUUUUGUUUUUGGACCUCGAGGCGUGGACGGACACACACAGGACAUGAGUCUGUAACUUGUUCGGACUAAUUAAUUAGUUAAUCACACGUUAUCCAUCAGUGCAAUGCAGUUACAAACGUACUUCCUGCUG